This is a messenger RNA of Nymphaea colorata (pocket water lily), 3264 nucleotides long. Its product is annotated as auxin response factor 18-like. Gene Ontology annotation, molecular function: DNA binding; protein binding. The record is from RefSeq and is a predicted model, not a curated record. The transcript has 4 exons. Gene Ontology annotation, biological process: response to hormone; regulation of DNA-templated transcription. Bases 738 to 2951 code for a protein of 737 amino acids. Gene Ontology annotation, cellular component: nucleus. NCBI's taxonomy places the organism in Eukaryota, Viridiplantae, Streptophyta, Magnoliopsida, Nymphaeales, Nymphaeaceae.
UUUCUUCCAUAUACUCUUGUCGAAUUAAAGUCAAGACGCUUCGCAGAUCUCUCCCUCUCUCUCUUUCUCCCUGUGUGUAGAGUUUCCUUAGAUUCAGCAAAUGUGUGGGGCUGGGAUCUGAAGUCAUAAUGAAGCUCGGAGUUGGUGCUGAUGAUGAAUAGAGACCUGGAAGGAUGUGAUCUUGUAGUUGCUAAGUGAGAGAGAGAGGCGCAGCCCCUUCUUCCUAAUUCGCUCAAUUACUUCUGGCGUUCGCCUUCGCAGAAGCCUAGACAGAGGAAUUUCUUCCUUUUCCGUUUCCACGGCUCCAGUAAUGCGAAGAGAAGCGGAGAGGAACUUUGAAGCUCGUAACACACUGGCUCAUGUUUUGGUUUUCCUCAUAGACUGGCCUGCCGUUUGUUUUCCUCCCUUCCUCCGCAAGUGAUAUCUUGUGGAAUUCCAUUUGGGCCGACUGGAACUCGGCGACAGGCAUGAACAUGGCCGUUUCAUCCUUCUUUCUUUUUCCCUUCGGCGAUCUCUGAUACAAGUUCUCGGAUGAGUUACACGGAUUGAAAGUCUUUCUUUCCUUUAUAGUGAAAUCUUGGAGAUCGCGUUCGCUUGUGGUUGUGGAGUGGACAGAACUUGCGUGGACCUUCAGGCUUUGAAUCCGCAGUAUUUAGUCUAAGAAAGAAAAAGCGAAUGUACAAGGGGCCCUGCUUCCGGCGCAAUUUAUUAAUGCUUUUUCCACGGGAGUCCCAUUGAUGAUGAUUUCUGCUGCCGGGAAUUGCUUGUCUACAUCCAGCAAAGAAGGGAGCGGCUCUCCAGGUGGAGAAGAGAGAUGCCUGGACUCGCAGCUGUGGCAUGCUUGUGCGGGGGGGAUGGUUCAGAUGCCCCAAGUCAACUCGAGGGUCUUCUACUUCCCGCAGGGCCAGGCGGAGCACGCGCAGGGGGACGUCGACUUCGGUGCCAACUGCUGCCGCCUCCCUCCCCUCGUUCUCUGCCGAGUGGUGGCAGUCAAGUUCAAGGCCGACCCCGACACCGACGAGGUCUACGCGAGGAUACGCCUGUUCCCCCUCAGGAAGGACGACCCCUCCGCCGACCCCGACGACGGUGGAGGAGAAGGCGGUGGCUGUUUUGGUGAUAAUGGCGGCGAGGCCUCGGAGAAACCCGCCUCGUUUGCCAAGACGCUCACACAAUCGGACGCCAACAACGGGGGUGGUUUCUCCGUCCCGCGCUACUGUGCCGAGACCAUCUUCCCCCGCUUGGACUACUCGGCCGACCCGCCCGUCCAAACGGUGCUCGCCAAGGACGUUCACGGGGAGGUCUGGAAGUUCCGGCACAUCUAUAGGGGAACACCUCGCCGGCACCUGCUGACCACCGGUUGGAGCACGUUCGUCAACCAGAAGAGGCUCGUCGCCGGCGACUCCAUUGUCUUCCUCCGCACCGCAAAUGGUGAGCUGUGCGUCGGCAUCCGACGUGCCUCAAGGGGGGAGAGCUCCUCGCAGUCCGGCUGGAAUCCGGUGGCCGGCAGCUGUGGGUACGGAGGGAUGGGAAUGGGAAUGGGGAUAGGGGCAGGAAUAGGUGGCAGAGGAGGAAGUGGAGGAGGAGGCGGGGAGGGUGGAGGAUUUUUGGUGGAGGAGAGGAAAAAGGGGAAGGGGAGGGGGAGGGUAAGCCCGGAGUCGGUGCUGGAGUCAGCGAGCCUGGCCGCUAAGGGGCUUGGGUUCGAGGUGGUGUACUACCCGAGGGCGAGCACGCCGGAAUUCUGCGUGAGGGAGUCGGCCGUGAGGUCGGCCGUGAGGGUACAAUGGACGGCGGGAAUGAGGUUUAAGAUGGCCUUCGAGACGGAGGAUUCUUCCCGGAUCAGCUGGUUCAUGGGCACCAUCUCUGGCGUCCAGGUGGCCGAUCCCAUCCGCUGGCCCAACUCUCCUUGGCGGCUGCUUCAGGUCACGUGGGAUGAGCCAGAUCUGCUGCAGAAUGUGAAAAGAGUAAGUCCAUGGUUGGUCGAAGUGGUGUCCAACAUGCCGAGCAUCCAGUUGAUGCCUUUCCCUCCGCAGAAAAAGAAGCUGCGGCUGCCGCAGCACAUGGACUUCCCCUUGGAAAGCCAUCACCCCCACAUAGCUGCAUUCUCUGGUAGCACUUUCCGGUCCUCAAGCCCGCUGCAGUGUAUCAUGGAUAACUCUCCUGCAGGCAUACAGGGAGCCAGGCAUGGUCAAAUUGGUUUUUCUCUAUCAGACCUCCAUCUGAACAAACUGCAGUCAGGGUUGUUUCCGAAUACCCGCCAGCAUCAUGGGCUCGGUGCACUGUCCACUGCCACGGUUUCCACCGAGCUCUUCAUGGCGAAUUCUGGCAUGAAGGACAACGUUUCCUGCUCACUAGCAAUCGGCGUUUCAUCCCAGAGUGCGGACAAAACCGUGGAAAGAAAGCCAGCAGAGUUUCUUCUAUUCGGGAAACCAAUACUCAGGGUCACGGACCCGACAAAAUUGGGAGUGAGUUCCGCAUAUAGUACUGGGGUAGAUUCAUCUCUGCUUAAGGAUGACUGUUCAGCUGAUGUCAAAUCAGAGAAAGUAGAAAAUUAUCCCGUGGAAUUCUUCGAUUCCGAUCAUCCGAAGCCGCUGAACCUUUCACCCUGCCAGGGGCUCUCACUGUUGAAGGAGUGUAAGAAUAAUGAGAUUAAUCUGGAAAAUGGGGAAUACAAGAAAGCGUUCGAGGACUACGCCGGUGGCCAUUGCAAGGUGUUCAUGGAGUCGGAGAAUGUAGGCAGAACUCUCGAUCUAUCGGUUAUUUGUUCCUACGAAGACUUGCACAGAAGGCUUGCCGACAUGUUUGGGAUUGAAAGACGAGAGGUACUGAGUAACGUGCUCUACCGAGACGCAAGCGGGGUUGUUAAGCACACUGGAGAAGAACCAUUCAGUGAAUUUACAAAAACAGCACGAAGACUGACUAUUUUAUCAGACUCCAGCAACUUGGGAAAGUGAAGGGCAGUUAAGUAAUGCGUCGGUUCCCGUCCUUUCGUUGCGUCUCCGAGAUGGUCUGCCUUUUGUAGCUCUUCUGUCAUUCACGGUGUUCUGUACCCUUCCUUUAUAAUUUCUUACUAAGUGGCAGAUGAAACUCAAUCAAGCUUCUUUAGUUUCUUGAUUUAGUUUCAUCUGCUGGCCUUCAUGCUCGUCGCUUUCUAUUUUUCCAGUUCAAGCCUAAAAGAAUUUAUGAAAUCAAAUAAAGAAAAGAACACCUUUGCAAUGUCCCUUGUAGACAGGCAUUUUUAGCAGUGAAAUUUUUCUUUUCCUUUUA